This is a messenger RNA of Ficedula albicollis (Collared flycatcher), 4625 nucleotides long. Its product is annotated as mucin-5AC-like. The record is from RefSeq and is a predicted model, not a curated record. Lineage: Eukaryota; Metazoa; Chordata; Aves; Passeriformes; Muscicapidae. Bases 1 to 3324 code for a protein of 1107 amino acids. The transcript has 15 exons.
AUGGGGGCGAGUGGGGACAGCCGGGGGCAGAGCACGUGUCCCGGGACGAACCGGUGGGAGGGGGACAGGCAGGAGCUGCGGGUCCCCCGGGUCCCGCAGGCGGCGGCUCCGUGCCGAGAGCCCCGGGAUAGGUCCCGCUACCGAGCCUCGAGCAGCCGCCACGGGCCCCGGCGGCUGUUCGGGCUGUUCGGGCGCUGGGGUCGUGCCUUGCCCGCCGCCCCACUGGUGCCGUUGUUGGCACGUGGAGACUGGGUCGGGUUCGGGCUGAACCGGAGGCUCCCAGCACGGGCAGAGUGCGCUGUGCUCGUGGAAUGCUGCGCGCAGCUUUGCCCCGCUCUGGGCAGCGGAACCAGCUCUGCUCUAAGCUCUGCCGACCCUUGCGCCCACCUGGGCACAGCUACGGGGGAGCGCUGCCAGACAGAUCGCCCGGGGCGAGGAGCCGGCACAGGGCAGCCGCCCACCCCAGAGGCCGUGGGGCAGCUGUGGACCGAGGCUGAAGUGCUGCCCUUCCCUGGGACCCUCGCCGGGACAGCCCGGCUCUCCAGCCCGCAGGACAGCCCCGGAGGCCCCGGGCAGGGCAGGGAGGGGACAGGGCCGGCUGUGCGGGGUGGAACAAGCGCCGAGCCCCUGGGACCCCUGGGCUCCGCAGGCACCACCGGACAGGCAGCUGAAGGCAGGGAGCUGCCAUCCCCUGCCAGUCUGGGGGUCACCAGUGCAGGGGCCCCAGCCCCUGCGGAGGCAGGGACAGACCCUGCAGCCAUGCACCCCCCGGGCACUGACCCUGUAGGACAUGGGACAGUAGAAGGUGUCACCAAGGUGCAGGGGACACUUUCACAUGCAUCACCCUCUGUGACAGUGCCAAGUUCUUCCAGGGGACGGUGGAGGUCCAGCAGCACCCUGCUGGGAUGGGGGGCCACAGGGACAGCCCUGGUGCCGAGCCAGAAUGACUCUCUCCAGCUCCGUGACAGCAGCCCAGGGACCCACCCGAGCACCGUGCUGGCCACUGACAGCUCAGCACCAGGGACAACAGGGACAUCCCCCUCUGCUGGGGGGCUGCAGAGGCUGCUGAUCCCCACAGGGACACUGCAGGGGACACACUGGGGGCUGCCAGGGCUGUCAGAAGGACAGGGCUUCGCUUCCCGCCCACGGGAGGGUCCCCGCUCUGCCCCUCGUCCCUCUGCACUGUCCCUUGGGGCUAGUGGGGGCCCUUUGGCCAGCACAGCCUGGCCAGCCGUGGGGACAGGCCCAGCCUUGCUGCCUACUGCACGCAGGGACUCAGGUCUGCCUGUCCCCACCACCAUGGCCAGCACCCCAGGGGUGACAAAUCCUGGCCAGGGAGGAGCCCUGGACCUGACUACAGAGGUCUUGGGCCCACCUGACAGGAGGAGUCCCUCUGAGCACAGUCACAUCCCCCUGAGCCCGUCAGCCAUACCAGGGCAGUCCCCUGCUCCCCUGGCUCCUGGCAGCACCACUGUGGCACAGGGUGGGGUGACACGUGCCAGUCCUGGAUCCUCCCCCACUCCCCUGUCCCCACAGCCUGUCCCAGCCAGUGGCUCUGCAGUGACCCUGCUGUCCACCCCGCUGCCUUCCCCAGGGACCGGCUGGGGGGUUCUGGGACUCGGCCCCACUGUGGGCACCCCCCUGGGAGACCUCUCCCCAGGGCUGCCCCAUUCCAGCUCGAGGGUGGGUCAGGCUGAGAGCCCUCCAUCCCUGGGGGGGACCAAGGUGGGAGUGGGCAGCCUGGCACCCCCCUCAGCGCCUGGGCCUCCCCAGCAGCCAGCUUUGCCCCAGCCUGCAUCUUCCCAGCCUGCAUCUUCUCUGGGACCGACCACUGCUCUUGGUGUCACCACCACUGGUGUCGCUGCCACCACCAUCACAACAGCCACCAGCCCAGAAAGGCUCGGGGACAUGGGGACAGUCACAGCAGAGCCUCGUGCUGCUGUACUGCAGACCGAUGUGGUGGGGCUGACAUGGGGGUCCCCAGCUCAUGUGCCCACCGUGAUGCCUGGGGCCCCCCAGCAGCCCACAGAUUCCCAGGGUGGUAGCCCAGGGGCUCCCCCAGCUGCUGUGGACACAGAUCUGGUCCAGCCGUCGAGCAGCCCCAGAGGGAGGACAGACACUGAUGCCGCCCAGGCUGGGGUGGGCAGGGCUCCCCAGGUGUUCAUCGUGGAGGAUCAGCCCCCACUCCUGAGAGCAUCCCUCCUGCGCAUCCCCUGUGAGCUGGUGCUGGACAUGGGGUUCGUCCCGGCGCUGCAGGACCCCGGCUCCCCAGAACGCCAGGAGCUGCUGCACAGCUUCAACCAGACGGUUACUCCCCUGUUCACGGCGCUGCCCGGGUUCCUGCGGCUGGAGGUGACAGGCGUCAGGGAGGGCAGCGUGGUGCUGCGCUACGAUGCGCUGUUCGCGGCGGAGCAGCUGCCGGGGCCGGGGCUAGACGAGCUCCUGGAGAGCGCGCUGGGCUCCGCCCGUGCCCAGCCGGGGCUGGCGGUGGGCACAGCGCCCGUGCUGCGCCACGGGGCUCUGGCGCGGCCGCUGGACCCCUGCGCUCUGCUCUUCGCUUGCCCGUCCGGCUUCGCCUGCGUGCCCCGGGCGGACGGGAACGUGACCUGCACCUCCCUCUGCCACCGUGACUACUGCAAGAACCAUGGCAUCUGCUCCCACGCCCGGGACCACCAGCCCCGCUGCCAGUGCCCCGUGGGCAGCGACUUCUGGUUCAUGGGGCUGCGCUGUGACUACCGGGUGACACAGCAGGGCCUGCUGGGCAUGGCGGCCGGGGUCCUGCUCAGCAUCCUCCUCCUGGGCGCCGUCCUCGCCGCCGUCGCCGUCCGCCGCUUCAAGGCGCUGCUGCUGGAGGCCAGGGCGGACCAGACCCGCAGCAGCUAUCGCCGUUUCUGCCGCCUGGACGAUGUCUCUGCCCAGUACUGGUCCCACUCGGGGCUGCCCUCGGCCAGCUCGCUGGACAACCCGGCCUUCAGCAACUCGGAGGAGCUGCUGCACCUCCAGGUGCUGGACAGCGGCUGCUGCGGCUGCCGGGGGGACUCGGGCAGCGCCAAGCGGGGCCCGGCGCCCUGUGCCCACCCGCACUGCCAGCCCAGUUUCCAUUACGACUGGGACACCAGCUCCAGCAGCAUGAAUGACCCUAUGGUGGACUCGGGGAAAGCCAGUGACAUCUCCGUGUCGAGCUGGCCCAUGGAGCCCAUCCAGUGGGCUCCCUUCCCUCUCCUCCACCAGCUUUCCAGGCAGCGACAGCACAAGGCUCGCUGGCCGCAGUCGUUCAGUGAGGGGCUGGAGCUGGGCACGCUGGAGCGGAGCUGGACGGCCUGAGGCCACGGACAACACACAGCCACGAGGUUCAGCUUUAAAACCAACCACAUUUUAUUUCCACGUAACGAGCUCAGUGAAGGAAUUCCACACACUUGGACGAUACAAUCAACGCGGGUGUGAUGUCAGUGAUGUCAGUCCCAGCGGGGCAGGGCCCGGCCAGCCCGGCCCCGGUUCCUGUCCGCGCCUCGCCAGCUCUGGCUGGGACUGCGGACUCCAGAGCAGGCAGAUACAGAGAGGUGUCAGGACACACAGUGCUGGCAUCCACCAGGUCAUGACUUAGAGGGGCAGUCUGGCAGAAAGGCUGGCGGUUCUGGAGGGCACAUCAGCUCUGGGCACACGGGCUCUGCCCCACGGCCGCCGCAGGGAGAGACGCGAGAGCGCUGCUGCGUCGUUCAUCAUGAUUCAUGUCAAUGAGGUAUAAACACCAGGAUGUUGUAAGCAUUAAAGUUUAUUUUCCAAAAUGCUCUCCUUAUUCGCACGUGUCCUCUGGAGCAUCGAGCUGGGCACAAAUGGUGGGGGCUGGAAAUGGGGCGCUGUACGGAGGGCAACGGGGUCCCAAAGGUGCUCGGAUAGAAAAGGAAAAGCAAGCUGCAGUUCUACACUUAGACUCUCAUAGUCUCAGAGGGGGCACGUUGAGGGAGAUUUUUGCUAGAAUAAAAUGCAGAUCUCUUCAUAAAAAAAUCAGUUUGCUAAAAGAAAACUCAACCUAUGGGAAUACAGAGCUAUCGGAUCGGUCGAUAUUCUCAUCGUAUAGAAAACAGCCUACAAAUAAAGUCACAAAAAAUAGACAGUUAUAUGCUGAGCAGCCAAAAACAUCAUGAUUUAUUAAUAUCUGGAGAAACUUCAUAAUUCAAACACAACCAAACUGUACAUUUUACAAUCACAUUCUAUUUGUAAACAGUUAAAAGCCACUGACUUCUUUUGCAUCUUCGGACACAAACAUUAGAAUCAAGGCAAUGAAAUGAUGGCGAUUUCUGCACUGUUAAAAUUUUUACCCUUGCCUAGUCUGCAAUGCAUGGACUAAACAAGCAUUCAAUAAUACCUUUUGUGGCAAGAGGAUGUAACUCGUUCACUUUUGCGAGAAAGAACUUGUGAGAACUUUGUCAACAUUAAAACUCGAUACACACACGAUCUGUAAGCCCAGCCCGUGGUUACAGGAUGCAUAGUUACUCAGGUCGGCUUGGGGACACGGCCCCACGGUAACACAGUCACAGAGCAGGAACAGCCACUCGAUGGGAUUACAAAAACUCGGAUAACUACGGAUUAUUAGCAAACCACCACCACUCACUAAGAAAAGACAG